This is a messenger RNA of Bactrocera latifrons, 956 nucleotides long. RefSeq names its product transmembrane protein 216. Gene Ontology annotation, cellular component: ciliary transition zone. Gene Ontology annotation, biological process: non-motile cilium assembly. The transcript is spliced from 2 exons. The coding region runs from base 337 to 789 and encodes 150 amino acids. The record is from RefSeq and is a predicted model, not a curated record. Lineage: Eukaryota; Metazoa; Arthropoda; Insecta; Diptera; Tephritidae.
CUGUGCAACGCAAACAUACCGUGGUCAGUCUAUAAAUACGCGCCGAGACAUAUAGUGCUAUAAGUACGCGGUACGGGCGUGAAGCUACUCUGAACACACAUUUUGAUUACCCAGAAGCAAUAGUUUUGCAUUAUUUGUCACAACCGCCAGCACACGUUGUUUAGUUACAGUGCUAUUUUUUUUGUUGUGAAAUUUAAAAUUAAGUUUAAAUCCUUUAAGAAAAUAUGGCGAAAAUGAAAACAAGCUCAAAUCCACAAACUGUUCGCUCUUAGUGUUUACGUAGUAUAUAGAAACCAGCGUAGUUAAGAAGAACGAUUGAUGUAAAAGUGUAGCGAAAUGCCACCGCCAAAGAAGCCACCGAUUCAUGUGCCAAAGAAAGCCAAUCCUAGUCUUGGCUACGAAGUGCUAAUCUAUUUGAAUUCCUUCUACUUUGGCAUGUUCGCCUGCUGUGAACUGAGUAUGGGUCUGCUGAAGGCCAUCAAUCUAUCAUAUCCGAAUAACGUUUUGGCACGAGAUUCGGCUGUUGUGAUUGGUUUCUGCAUUUUAGAGACGAUACGCAUCAUACUCGGACGCAAGGGCUCUUUAGCUGAUAAAAGCUGUCCAGUUAUUUUAUCUGUUUUUCUAACAAUCCCAUGCUUUUUCGGUGUCUCCUACAUAUUGCUUCUACAAGAAUACAAACUACGUCUGGAAUACGUACUCUGUACUUUACAAAUCGGAUUAUAUCUGACCGAAGUUUGGUAUGCAAUACUUUCAUUUUUUUCAUUAUGUCGUCCAGUAACUUUCGAAUAAGAUCGAUGAUAAAGAUGAACUUUUAAACUAUUAAUGUAACAAAAGCAGACAAUUAAGAAAACAAAAUGUGUAAAUUGUGAAGAAUUUUCAGUGGUAUUCAAGAACUUGUAACAUUAAAUUAAUAAAACAAAACACAAAUCAUAGCAAUAAAAUAUUUGAGAAACAAA